Cicer arietinum (chickpea) is the source of this 2416-nucleotide messenger RNA. Its product is annotated as beta-galactosidase 6. Gene Ontology annotation, biological process: carbohydrate metabolic process. The record is from RefSeq and is a predicted model, not a curated record. NCBI's taxonomy places the organism in Eukaryota, Viridiplantae, Streptophyta, Magnoliopsida, Fabales, Fabaceae. Gene Ontology annotation, molecular function: hydrolase activity, hydrolyzing O-glycosyl compounds.
UUACAUAAUUCAGAGGGUCAGAAAGGAAUAUAAAGAAAUAUAUUUAUUAAAAAAAAAAGAGCUAGGUGAGUUAAUUGGUGGAGAUGAAAAAAUGGGUGGUUUUGGUGGUUUUUUUGGUAUCAUUGAAAACAUUAAGUUUUGGAGUUAAAGAAGAAGAAGUUACAUACGAUGGAAGAUCUCUUAUCAUCAAUGGCCACAGAAAUAUUCUCUUCUCUGGUUCUAUUCAUUACCCCCGCAGCACCCCUCAGAUGUGGCCAAAUUUGAUAGCGAAAGCAAAACAAGGUGGUUUGGAUGUUAUUCAGACUUAUGUGUUUUGGAAUCUUCAUGAGCCCCAACCCGCCAAGAAGAACAGUAUGAUUUCAGCGGCAGAUAUGACUUGGUGAGAUUCAUAAAGGAAAUCCAAGCUCAAGGAUUGUAUGUUUGUCUCAGGAUUGGACCUUUCAUCGAGAGUGAAUGGACAUACGGGGGAUUCCCAUUUUGGCUACACGAUGUCCCUGGCAUUGUCUACCGAACGGACAAUAAGCCUUUCAAGUUCUACAUGCAAAAUUUUACAACAAAAAUCGUGAACAUGAUGAAAGAAGAGGGUUUAUAUGCUUCGCAAGGAGGCCCAAUUAUAUUGUCACAGAUUGAGAAUGAAUAUCAAAACAUCGAAAAGGCAUUCGGGGUCGCAGGAUCGCAGUAUGUUGAAUGGGCUGCAAAAAUGGCAGUGGGCCUUAAUACUGGCGUGCCGUGGGUUAUGUGCAAGCAAACCGAUGCUCCUGAUCCUGUGAUUAAUGCAUGCAAUGGUAUGAGAUGUGGAGAAACUUUUACCGGACCAAACUCCCCCAAUAAGCCUGCUUUGUGGACGGAGAAUUGGACAUCUUUCUAUCAAGUUUAUGGUGGAGUGCCAUAUAUACGCUCUGCUGAAGACAUUGCAUUUCAUGUCACUCUUUUUAUUGCAAGAAACGGAAGCUUUGUCAACUACUAUAUGUAUCAUGGUGGAACUAACUUUGGAAGAACAAGCUCUGCUUAUAUUAUAACAGCCUAUUAUGAUCAAGCACCACUUGAUGAAUAUGGUUUGUUCAGGCAACCUAAGUGGGGACAUCUCAAGGAGUUACAUGCUGCAAUCAAGUCUUGCUCCACCACUUUAUUACAAGGAGUGCAGAGGAACUUUUCUUUAGGUGAAAUGCAGGAGGCUUAUGUUUUUGAAGAAGAAAAUGGAGAAUGUGUUGCGUUCCUUAUAAACAAUGAUAGAAGGAAUAAUGUUACUGUCCAAUUCCACAAUAGUUCACAUGAAUUGCUCCCCAAGUCAAUAAGUAUCUUACCAGAUUGUCAAAAUGUGGUUUUCAAUACUGCAAAUGUAAAUACAACGAGCAACAUAAGAAUCAUAACUUCAAGACAAAACUUCAGCUCAGUGGAUGAUUGGAAACAAUACCAAGAUGUCAUUUCAAAAUUUGAUGACACCUCACUAAGAUCAAACUCAUUACUUGAACAAAUGAAUACAACCAAAGAUAUUUCUGAUUACCUUUGGUAUACUCUUAGACUUGAAAAUAAUUUAUCUUGCGGCGAACCAACGCUUCGUCUUCAUUCUGCUGCUCAUGUUGCUUAUGCUUUUGUGAACGACACAUACAUUGGAGGGGCACAUGGAAAUCAUGAUGUGAAGUCAUUUACACUAGAGCUCCCUGUUACAUUAAAUGAAGGAAAAAACAAUAUUUCUAUUCUCAGCGUUAUGGUUGGACUUCCUGAUUCAGGGGCAUUUCUUGAAAGAAGAUUUGCUGGUUUAAUCAAUGUAGAACUUCAGUGUAGUAAACAAGAGUCUCUUAAUUUGAACAAUUAUACAUGGGGAUAUCAGGUUGGAUUACUGGGAGAACAAUUAGAAGUAUAUAAAGAACAAACUAGCAGUGACAUUGAAUGGACUCAAUUGGAGCAUAUCAUGAUUGAUCAAAUUACUCUCACUUGGUACAAGACUACAUUUGACACACCUAAGGGAGAUGACCCUGUUGUCUUAGACCUAAGUUCUAUGGGAAAAGGUGAGGCUUGGGUAAAUGGACAAAGCAUUGGUCGCUAUUGGAUUUUGUUUCAUGAUUCCAAAGGCAACCCUUCACAAUCAUUGUAUCAUGUUCCUCGGUCUUUCCUUAAAGAGAGUGAAAACAGUUUGGUUUUGUUAGAGGAAGGUGGUGGGAACCCUCUUGAUAUCUCCUUGAACACUGUUUCAGUCACAGAUUUACAUGAAAACUUUUCUAAAUUGCCAUUCCCCACCUCUGUUUAAUACUAAUAGAAAAAAAUAUAGUAAAACACGCGUAAAUCAUACAUACAGAAUCUGUUUCCUCUGUAGAUUGUGAAAUGAUAGCAUUUUAACUUGGCUUGUACUUGUACACGUGAACACAAAUUGAUUAUUAAUGAAAGAAAAAAUACAUAUUUUAUUUAAACCUCUGCA